Molecule: messenger RNA, 2404 nt
Organism: Raphanus sativus (radish)
Lineage: Eukaryota; Viridiplantae; Streptophyta; Magnoliopsida; Brassicales; Brassicaceae
Product: probable E3 ubiquitin-protein ligase RHG1A
Exons: 6
Coding region: 236-2038 (600 amino acids)
Molecular function (GO): ubiquitin protein ligase activity
Source: RefSeq, a predicted model, not a curated record
UAUAUCACAAUAUUGUCUUUGGUUUAAAUGUGAAUCUACCCAUAGUAUUAUAUAUUACUCUGUUCUCUCCUCCGGAUUCUAUUCCCAUUUGGUUUGUGUUGCUUCGCUUUCCUCAUUCCCAUCAUCAUCUCCUCCUCUUCUCUCUGCCUUGAUAAAGUGUUUCCAGCAUCGGCUACAUUGCAGAAAGUGGUGAGAAUAUCCAAUUCUCAAGCGUCAACUGUAACUGAGGGCUAAGAUGCAGGGAGAAAGGGCUAGUAUCGGUUCUUUUUCAGAGGCCAAUGGUUCUUCAUCUACUAAUCCUCUGGUAGAUCAGCAGAUUCGUUGGGGGAAUCUUCAAAUUAUUGGUGAUAACGAUCUUCAGAGUUACAUGAAUACAGCUGCUGAUACAAAUACUAGUUUUGCAAACUCAGUGUAUCCUGAGCAAAGCAACUUGCACAGGUUUAGUCUUGGUGAGGCUAGCUCUAGUGGUGCAAAGAACGAAGCACCUACCAUCACUAAGCAAUGGAUGGCAAUUCGUCAUUUAGAGGAACUAAGAAACGACAAGGUCGAGUUAAACCCUUUGUUUAUGCAACCUCCUAGUGCAAACCAUAAUGAGGGUAUGAACCCGGUCACAGGUCAUCCUAGUCUUUUUCAGACUAAUGGGCCAGAGAACGGUGUUAGAGUUGGUUCAUCUGUAGAUGGGCAACGUAAAAGAAAAGCUCUUGAUGCCGGCAUUGGACAAUCCUCAUCAAAUGUAGGUUUCCGUGAGGUCAACCGUGGAGAGAGCAGUUCUUUGGUCUCGGCUUCUUCGUUUUAUAGCCCUACAAAAAAUGAUUUGAACAUGUCUCUUGACCAUGGGCCAAGAGGAUUGGUCCCUGUUGCAGUUCAAAACCUGUCUGCUCCUCCUGCUAUUCCAGAGAAAAACUUCUCUGGCAGGGUUAAUCCAGAAACUGUCUUUGCUGCUGGAACUGUUAUCAGAGAACCUAUUGCUCCAUCCUUGAGCGCACCAGGAGGACAUGUACCACCACUAGAGCAACAGCUCAUGGAAUUGAGAAAUAGACACGGUUUUGGCAAUUAUGCUUCUCUGAACCCAAAUGCUUCUGCUGCUAGUAUAGCCCCUCUUUCAAGAAAUAUGAUACCACCAUUCCAAUGGAGCGGAAGCCCAGUAGCAACAGCGGGUGGAUCUUCGAGUUCUGCUGUCCCUGUUGACAGAAAUGUGGUUCAUCCAGUUGAAGCCAGACAAAGAAGCAACAUGUUAGCACCUCCGGGUAUGAUAAAUCUGCCCCACGGUCAUGUAAGUGGUCCUGGACAGGUUGCACAGUCUCCAUCCAGGACAGGUGUUCAGCCAUCACCAGCAUUGACUCCUCACCAGAAUAACUCGGCACAUAAUCAAAGAAGAUUAUCGGAACAUUUGCGGAGGAGGUCGUUGCUUUCUUCCCUUGCUACAAACCAUAUAGCUGCUCGUUCUUCUGCCCCUCCUGCCUCUCUGGCUCAGCAUGUCCUUCAAUCUGGGGGAGGUACCACCUUUCAGCCGCAGAAUCGGGCUUACUCGAGAGCAGUACCUCAAUCUUUGCGGGGCUUAGCAUUCACAAGUCGAGGAAGAGGCAGACUCGCGGAGCUCCGCAAUGUCUUGGAACAGAUGCGUAGGACAGGGACCUUGCGUUUAGAGGAUGUUAUGCUUCUCAAUCAGUCGAUGCUAGGUGCAGCUGGUAUUCAUGACCGUUAUAGAGACAUGCGACUCGAUGUUGACAACAUGUCGUAUGAGGAGUUGUUGUCUCUAGGAGAGCGGAUUGGAGAUGUUUGUACCGGUCUGAAUGAGGAAACCAUAUCAAACCGAUUGAAGCAGCACAAAUACACUAGUGACACCAGAUGUCCACAAGAGAUAGAGCCAUGCUGUGUCUGUCAGGAGGAAUACAAUGAGGGAGAAGAACUGGGAAAGCUGGAAUGUGGGCAUGGCUUCCAUAGCCAAUGCAUUAAAGAAUGGCUGAAGCAAAAGAAUAUUUGUCCGAUAUGCAAAACGACAGGGUUAAACACUGUAGAGAAGCCAGGAAUAUUAUGAUGGAAAGACCUUGAGCUGUUCUAUACCAUUGCAACCUCACCAUAACACCCAAAGGCAAGUUUCGGUUAUGCGUUUUUGUGCAUUUGGUGUUCGAGUUUAAGGUUUGAUGAUUUGGAAGGUAGCGAGAAAAUAGGAAUCUAGAGAAGUAACUGGGGGAGUAUCUAAGAAAAACAAACUUAGGUUCUUCUGAAUUUGUUUGGAUGAUUUAGUUUUUUUUUCUUAUGAUUUACUCAUUGAAAAACCUAAAAGGUUUGUGAGCCAAUUCGGGAAGUUCGAUAGAUUUUAUGGGUGAUUGAGUUAUGUAAAUUAUGUCUUAUAUCCUAAAUGGAUCAUAUUAACAUAGCAAAAGCUAUGCAUAUUCUUUGA